Aspergillus japonicus CBS 114.51 is the source of this 713-nucleotide messenger RNA. RefSeq lists its product as uncharacterized. The transcript has 3 exons. NCBI's taxonomy places the organism in Eukaryota, Fungi, Ascomycota, Eurotiomycetes, Eurotiales, Aspergillaceae. The coding region runs from base 155 to 619 and encodes 154 amino acids. The record is from RefSeq and is a predicted model, not a curated record.
ACAGCAAACUCGCAAUACAGACCAGACGUAGACAGCAGUACUAAAUAUUGUUUGCGUAUCCAACCCUUUCAGUUUCCGAGGAUUCCACCCUCGCGAGCUUUCUAGAGGCAACACUGUUCCCGUCAAUGUACGGCCAACUCAGGUUCUUGUUGGCAUGAAGCCUGGGAUAUUCUGUCUGCAUGUGAGGCUAUUCAACGAGCGCCAAAACUCGGAUGCUGUCACUUCUCAUGCGAUCUCCUCUACGAGGUUUCAUUCCUGUCGUCGCCCCUCAUUCACACUACAUGGGUGGAUACAGUCCGCCGCAUUCAGAGGUGUGUCUUUCAUCUAUGCAAACUCCAAAGUGUUUCUGACGCGCGUCAUCUGGGAAUUGUCAUCCGAUCUCAAAAUAAUCCCACUCGACCGGUUGUAUGACAGCCGAGCACGAGGUUGGCGGACCGUAGGUCUGGCCUUUUCCGUCCUAUCUAGAACCAAAGCUAAAGUCUCCACUACAGCUUGGCUGCUGCAGCCAUCGUCUUUGGCUUGCCGUUGCGAACAUAUCUCUUUGAAUUUGGUUAUGAUGAGAUUGUUGGCUGUCCCGUACCCUCCAUUCUCUCUCGGCGGUCUAAUGAGACAAAUGUGAAAGCAGAUACCGGGCUUCAGGAUCUGAGCAUAGGCAAGCUCCUUGAUGGAGAAGCUAGUCUUCUUUUCACCGUCGCCCGGUUCUUCGACACACC